Molecule: messenger RNA, 11263 nt
Organism: Temnothorax curvispinosus
Lineage: Eukaryota; Metazoa; Arthropoda; Insecta; Hymenoptera; Formicidae
Product: protein PFC0760c-like
Exons: 11
Coding region: 210-11234 (3674 amino acids)
Cellular component (GO): extracellular matrix
Source: RefSeq, a predicted model, not a curated record
UUCUGUAUAAUUUCUUGUACUGUCAGAAUUAAAUAUGUACAUUCUGUUUUGUAAUUAUAUCGUAAAGAGUUUUCUCGUGUAAAAAUACGUAUAUAUAAAGCAUAGAACAUUUUUAGUUACUUCAGAUUAAUAUAUAAAUUGAUAUCUAAAUUAAAAUGAAGGCCGAAAAUCAACAGUAAAAAUCAGACGGAAAAAACAUUUUUGGAAAAAUGAAAUGUCAUCAAUGUAUUUGCUUGCUUUUGCAAGUAAGUGCUUUUGUCGUGAAUUGCCUCGCGGAAAAUUUGAUACUUAAUAUAAACUUCAAGAAAUCGAUUGCGGUAACUGAUCGCGCAUUUCUCAGUUUUACUCUGGAUCCUACAACGUUGCAGCGCAAUGAUCUUAUUAAAAAUAUCGAGAGAAGCACAAAUUUGGCGCGAGGCUUGGCACCUGCUUACAUUCGGCUUGGAGGACCACAAAGCAAUUUUUACAAUUUCGAACAAGCGUAUUCGCACGAGAUUAAUACAGAUCCAAAUGACAUGUAUUUUGGAACGCAAUGGACGGUUAUAUAUCAAUGGGCGAAGAACGCCGGAUUAGAUGUAAUUGUAUGCAUCACUCCUCAGUAUAUUGAUAACGAAUCGAAAACGGAUUCCAAAAAUCCCAGAAACAUAGCGGAGCUUCUGUCUUUCAGUGAUCGCAUGGGUUACAAUAUUAGUUGGCAAUUAGGCUAUGAAUGUCAAACGAGAUGCGACUUAUCUGGCGGAGAACUGGGACAAUAUGUCGCCUACUUGCGCGAAAUACUGAAAACUUUCCCAAGAUAUUCCAAUAGCUUAAUCAUAGGACCAGACAUUGUGGCAUAUAGAACGCCGCAACAACAGAGAUAUCUACAGAAUUAUUUGCAUUCAGCAAACUCUGCGCUUUCUGCGAUUACAUGGCAUCCCGAUUUAGACAGCGUUUCUUUAAAUAAUGACAACAUUUCCACACAUUACAAUUAUGAUAACAUAAUUGCUGAAAAGGAUGAGAUGUACAAAGUUAUCAGUCGCGCGGCAAAAGACAAACCAUUAUGGAUUGCGGAGUCAAAACCAGAAGAGAGCAAAUGCCAAUAUCUAGGAGCGCUUAUCUGGACGAGAAGACUUGGGAAUGCUGCAAAGCUUGGAAUACAAGUUGUGAUGAGGCAAUUGUCGGAUUUAUCUCAAGCAACUCCUGAAUAUUGGGUAUCAUUAUUGUACAAGACUUUAGUGGGUCGUGAAGUCCUAGAAACGAAGUUUCAAUCCGAAGAUCAUGUACACUUUUUCAGUCAAUGUACGAAACCCUCGGCACUGUACAGUAAAGGAGCUAUUACGAUUUUCGGCAUAAACUUAACUCCGAAAAAUGUGAUUGCUAGUUUGAAAAAUCUUCAAAUCAAAAUUCUUCACAAAUACAUUCUAUCACCAGAUUUUGAGACUGGCAAUAAAAUGUUUUCAGAAAAUGUCUUGUUAAAUAAUAAAUCUCUACACUUAAUAAACGACAAGGAAUUGCCUGAUAUAAAUCCAGAAAUCAUUAUUAACCCUGACGGCCUUGAACUAGAACUUUCUUCUGGCGACAUAGGUUUCUGGGUUAUACCUAACGCAAAGGUAAAGGCUUGCAUUCGUUUUGAAGAGGAAGGAAUCGAGAACAAUACAGUAAAGAAAUUAUCGAAGCGACAUGAAAGUGACGUCCGACAAGAUAAUCAAGAAGAAAAAGAAGAUGAGUCAAGUAUAAUAGAAGAUGAUUUAAGAGAAAAUAUGAAUCAGUCAAAUUUAAAAAAUCAGAAGAUUUAUGAGAAACAAGACAGAAAAAAACAAAAAAACAUGGAAAACACUAAAACUAAAAGUCAACAGGAUGUUUGGAAUUUUAAAUUACUUGCACAAAUAAGAAAAAUUUUACAAAAACAACUGCAAAAAAAGAAUAAAAAAGAGCCAUCAAAUUUACAAAAAUCAUUCAUGAUCGAUUUGGGAGAAGAACAAGAAAAGUCAUUUGAGGAAAUAGAAAAACAGCAAAAGUUAGACAAAAAAGAUUUAAAAAAAACGGAAGUUAAUGACAAGUUUGAAAACAUUCGAGAUAUAUUGAAAAAGUAUAAAUGCAUUCUGCUGGAGAAGAAGGCUGAAAUGAAAACCGAAGGUAUUCAAGAUCUCGAAUCAGAAAUUCAAAAUAUUGACAAUGCUGUGACGUUAAUAUCAAAGAUCGACGCCCUUCUUCUUAAUAAAGUUACUUCAAAUGAGUCUAUUAUAAGUGAAAUCAAAGAUAAAACAAAGAACGAAGAAGAAUCAAUAGCUAGAAUAAGUAAAAAAUUAACAGAAUAUUUAAUCGAAAUAGCAAAUUCCACUGAAACAAAGUCAAAUAUAAUAAAGAAAAUAGAAAAGUACUUCAAUAAGUUCUAUAAUUUGCUAAAAAACGAUAAUUCAGCAAAGAACAGCAAGAAUAGUCAAAUUUUUGUCCAUGAAGAUUUAAUGAAGGAAAAAAGAUUUAAAAGACAUUUGGAUAAAAAAUCAGAAAAUUCGAAAAAAAUCAGGAUACUUAAAAAGCGCUCACAAAUAAAUAAUUUAAAAGAUUAUAUGUUUAAACAAAAGAUAAAAUGGAAAAAUGACGAUGGAAAAAAACUAAUUUUGUCCGACAACUCAAACAAAAACUUUGAUAAUAAUGAGAAUAAAUAUAAUAAUCUGCUUCAACGGGAUCCUAUCAAAAGAUUUUUUAAAAAUAUUGCUUUUGAAAAUGCUGCUUAUCAAAUCGAUUAUUAUCAACAUUUAGUCCAAGAACAUAAAAGAAAAGAAAACGAUAGUAUCUACAGGAAGCGCUCUAAAAUUGGAAAUAUGGAAAAAUAUCAAAGUUUAGUGCAAGAACCUGAAAGAACGAAAAGGGAUAUUAACAAAAAAUUAGUCGAGAUAGGUGUGAGGAGAGAUAACACUUCCAUCAGAAAACGUUUAAGAAUCGACGACUUAAAAAAUUAUGCAAAUGAGAGGAAGACAAAACAGAAAGAUGAUAUCAAAAAAGAAGGAUUGUUGGUUCCAUUUAAUCCAAGAAUUACUGAUAGCGAUGAAAACAACUUUUACGGUUUCUUUCGGCGAGAUCCUAUCAAAGGAUUUCCUGAAGGUGAUAUUUUUGUGACUACGGGGGAUUCGUUAGAAAAAAAAGAAAAUGAUUAUGAUUAUGUUGAAGAUGAAGGCAAUGGUAAUGAUGAUUUAGAGAAGGAAAACAUGCAAAACAAUCAAAAAUCGAUGUUAAGCCAUACUGAAGAUACUUGGGUUGAAAAAGUUGAAGAUGAUAACUCCAAUUACAUGCCAAAUGAAUUUUUUGAGAACAUUAAAUUAACUAAUACAAGAAUAAAAGAAAAUUCUAAAAAUUAUGAUGAUCUAUGGGAGGCAGAAUUUCUUUCUGAAGAACAUAAAAAUAAUAAUAAUAAUAAUAACGAAAUUACUGCUGCAGAAGUUAUUCAAAAGCCGUCUAACGAAAAAAAAGAAAGAGAAACGAACAUGCAACACACACAGUUACUUAACUAUUACGACGAUUCCGAAAAGCAGGAAUAUGAUCGGGACGCACUACGACCGGCUUCAAAAUACUCGUCGAUGCCUUUUGAUCAACUUUCCAAAACACCAACUUCCAAUAUCAAUUAUCAAGCAUCGAAUGUAAAACUUAAAGAAGCGAAGUUGGAACCAGAAACAAAAAUUUCUUUUUAUGUACCUUCUCAAGCUUCUACUGCGAGAUACAAUUAUGGUAAUUAUCAGACAUCAAAUAUAAAUUACGAUAAUAUAAAAUUAGAAGACGAAAAAAGCUUUGUUAUGAAGAUAGAUAGUAGAGACGAUAUUAAUGCAAAAACAACUCAAUAUUCUAGACCUACUAGUGUAUACGCAGAACAUCCUAUUCAUGAUAAAAUUUUUCAUAAUGAAAGAAAUAAAAGAAGCAAUUGGGAAGCGCUUCGAAAAGUUUUUGCUGAAGAAAUGAUUAAGGAAGACGAAGAAAAUGCGAGAGAUUGCCAUUGUAGGGUCAUCCGAGCUUCCGAUUCGCCGAAGAAGCUUUAUUAUCGUCGUGUAAAACGUAAUAUUUUACCUACAGCCCGAUUUACAGAUACUUCUUCAGAAAAUAAAAGUACGAAUACAAACGUUGCACAAUCUAAGAAAAAUGUUCACACUCCUAUGACAAGAGAAAAAUACGAUGAAAUUAUGGCGGGAGAGAUACUUCCAAGUACAAGCAUUAUCGAGCCCGUUUCUGGAGAAUUUGGUACAACUACGGAAUCGGUAAUCACAGAUUCAAGUACACUGGAUCAUAAACUAAGCGAUACGACGCAGGCGAUUGAUGUAACUUCAAUAUCAGAAGUGGACAAUAUUCCCGAGCAAUAUCAUAAGAAAUCUACUACUAAUCUAUUACCUAUAGACUCAGCUUCAGAAAUGUCUCUAAAUAACAAUAAUAGUGUUAAAUACGUCACAAAGGAAACGUUUUUUCGUUCCCAACCAUCAGAUGUCCAAUCAAAAAAUAAGACAAAGGCGUAUGAUUCUUCCCAAGUUAUUUCUAAGAUUCCUUUGGAAAAUGAGGGCAAUCGGGAAGAGCGUAUUGUCUCCGUUACUAAGAACGCACAAGAAACAACCUGCGAAAAAGUACAAGACUUCAUCAACGAAAAGGAGAAAGCCGACAAUUCAAUCUAUCCAACAACCACCGAAAAUCAGAAAAACGAAGAAGGGCACAACAAUAAUUAUAAAACUGGAUUGAACUCAACUAAUUUCUUCAAAGAAACAUCAAAGGGAAUUGCCGGGCAAGUGACAACGGAAACAAUUUUGUCAAAACGAGCAGCAAAUACAGCAAAUGAUAAUUCAAAAUCAAAUAAAUCCAAAACAAAUUCAAAAUUACUUCGAAACAUACAUGAUAAACAGAAUAGUGAAUCAAAAGCUCAAAUGGGGAAAGUUCAUGUCAAUACGAAAAGAUUAAAGAUUACCUUAAAAAAAUCUCCUCUAGCAUCGUUAGAAGGAUUCACCAGAACCGAGGAACACUUGGUGAGACGCACAGAACAGAUUGAUAGGCUGAAAAAAAAACUGCACGCAAGACGGGAAAAAUUGUUGCAUCAAUAUCAAAAUGAAUUGACAGAGAUUGCUGACGAACAAAAGAGGAAUUUAAAGAGAAGAGAAGCAUGGGAAAAACUUCGUGAAAGUGAUGAUUUUCGUCGAUUUAUCAAUCAGAAAGCGUUUGUUGGAGUUCUACUAAAUAACGAUGUUACCUAUGAAGAUGACGAUGAAAAUUAUUUAAUUUCUAUCGAACUUGUUCCUAAACAAUAUAACAAUAUUAUAGAUCAAAUGAGUUCUCUUGACCGAAGGGAUGUCAAUCGAGCUGUGAGCAAUAAAAAAGCAGGUGAAUUAAACAAUAUAGAUAAAAAUCUUAAAGUAGAUAAUUUGGAUUCAACGUUUGCAAUAAAUAAAAAAACAGGAGAUUUUGGAACUGAAACAAGCAUAAGAAAUAAGAAAUUUGCCAGUUCCGAUAAUAGAAAAAGAGAUAUAAUGCAUUCAAAAACAACUGAAGAUGCUGAAGAAGUUAUAAAGACUAAAAAAUCUGAAAAUGUUGAGCUGAUAAAACAUGAAGAAAUUAAUAAAUCUUACAAUUCAAAUGACAAAGCAGAACACAAUUUAAAUAUUAAUAAAAUGUCUAACAAUAACAUAACGGACGAAUAUGUUGAAAAAAAUAUUGAUAAUGAUCUUAAAGCGAGAGAGCUUGGAAAAGAAAACAUGAGAUUAUCAACAGUUCUACCCUAUCCAUCACUAUACAAUGACGAACAUGUUAUAAAAGAUAAUUCAAAGAGAUCGCUCAUUUUAUUAAUGCCACUAUCACAAACACGAAAUGAACAUGAAAAACCAAAGGGAACAAUCCAAAAGACAAAACGUUGCGGUACACAACAUCGAAAAAAUAGAUUUUUGUUAUUAUCGACAAAGGAAGAUAGUAAUAAAAUAAGAUCUACUGAUAAAAAUAUUAAUGUGGGAAUCUCUAAGCAAAACUCAGAUGACCAUAUCAUAAAAAACGCAAAAUACUCGCAGAAAAAAUCGCCAGCGUCAAAAAGAAUGAUAGCUGAAACACUUGAGGAUGAAAUGAUUCUGCGAGCUCUCAAAGACAAUUUAAAUGCGGAGGAUGUAAUUAUAAAUUUAAAGUCUCAAGAAAAGGCAAAGAAAUGUAAUACAGAAAAAUAUAUUUGCCAUUGCAAAGAAGAAAAUUGUUUCUCUAGUUCAUCAAAGAAAAGUUCUUCAGGAAUGUUAGAUUCCUCCAGAAUAGACAAACCUGAAAAAACAAAUUAUCGAAAACUAAUAAAAUAUGAAAACGCCAAACCAGAUAUCUUACAACAAAAAUCGCCAAUAUUAUACCACGAAAGUCUUCAUGAAUUGCCUCUACCUAAUCUGAUCGAUCAUUUCUCAAUACCUUAUCAAGAGAGAUUAAACAUUCCCCCUGUCCCAGUUCUAUAUGGAAUAAUACCAAAUGUUUCACCUCACAUGAUUGAAAAUGAAAGAAAAUAUAUUAAUGUCCCAUUUGAGGACAGAUCAAAUUAUUUAGUUGGAAGUAACCAAUAUCAACCGAUUAUUCGUGAAAAACCAUGCAUUUGCUCACUUAUAACUGAAAGACAUCAAGAUGAAAGUUCUAUGUCAGUUACUUCACCUUCGACAAACUACGUUGACGCAACCACUAUUACGGAAGCGACAAAUGAUCUUGAAUCAAAUAAUCUGAUUGGUCAAACUGAAGAAGAUCAAGAACAUUUUCCUAAAUUGACUACAGAAGCUUCGAAUGUAGAUUCAUCAGCGAAUUUAGAAACAGAAACUAAUUUACACUUGAAUUAUUAUUCGACUGAUGUAACUGAAGAAAGUAAUACUAUAAGUUCUUUUAAUUUAAAUAAAGUCACGCCCAAAUCUCAAGAUUUUACAGAACAAACCGAAAGAAAUCUAGAUAAUAAUCUCUCUAAGCUAAUGACAUAUUCGACAGAUUAUGUUGAUAUAAACAGCACACCAUCCUUCGUCUAUGACGGAACGAAUGAUGGAAAACUUAUAAACAUGGAAGAAUGCAUACAGCUAUUUGGUCGCGAUGUAUGCGUACUCAGCGCGACGUCACCAAAAAUGCUUGCUAAACAGGUGCAAGAAAAUAAUCUUAACAAGUAUUCUACGAUUAGAAUUCCGGAAUAUAUUACACAAAUGGCCGCUAGAAAAGAAACAACGUUGAACAACAUUGAUUACUCAGACAAAAUCAAAACAACUGACCCAUACUUUACAUCGGAGUCGUCCACUAACGGAAUCAAUAAAUCAAAUUUUAAUUUAAAUAAAUAUAUUGAAUCAACAAGUGCAAAAUCAAAUGCUAACGUUGAUGAAGCUUCUCUACGUGAAUUUCAUCAAUAUCCAAAAUCUAUCGAACAAAUUUCUAGGCCAGAUGUUAACUACGAUAAAAAUAAAUCAUUUAGUACUAUAAAAAAUAUACAUACUUCAAUGAAAAAAUUGACGGAUCCAAUAGCUGAUAAGAUCGCGAAGACAGAAAGAAAUAAAUUGUUAGGAAAGAGUAAAAGUCAUACAACUAAAUUAUUGUUAAAUCCAAAUGAUGAGGAAAUAGCAAGUUCAACUUCAGGUGAGAAAUUCCUUUAUUCUACUCCUUCAUAUAAAUCUAGCAGUGAUGAAGAAGUAAACAAUUUGAAGAUUAAUCAACAGAAUCAAAUAACAAAUACAAGUUCCAAUUCAAAUACUUCUCCUAAAGAAGAAACGACAGUUAUUAGUUACAAUUCUAAAACCGGAUAUAAUUCUAAAGAGCAAAAUAUAAACUACUUAAAAGAAUCAAAUACGGAUUCUGAAAAGAAAAUUCCUCAAGAACAUUUUAAAGAAAAGACUACCACUAGUUCUAAUUCCAUAACCGGAUAUAAUUUUGAAAAGGAAACAAAAAAGGAAAUAAUAGGAAUAGAAGCCAGCGUUCAUCCGGGAGAGAUUUCUCAAGAACAAUCAACAACGACACAAUAUUUCGAUGAUAAAAAAUCAAGUAAUUUAAACCACGAAGAAAAUACCACCAACAAUCUCGAAGCACCCAUCGAUUCUUCAACGAGCAGAUUACCAUUUUGUGAUAAUACGUUGCUUUUAAAUUCCAUCAGGAAGGUCAUAAAUGAUUUUGCAUUAGAUGCUCGCUUAACUAGAACAAAAGAUUUUGAUGAAAGCAUUCUUCAAACGCAAGGUAAAAAUUUACUGCCAGAAAUUCUGCAAGUUCCGAAUCUGAAGAAUAUCUUGUCGAUGCCGCAGAUAGAGAAUACGAUCGUAGAAAAAGUAAAAGAUGUUUUGUCUUAUGUCACAGCUAUUCCCAGAAAAGAUUUCACAAACGAUUGGUCACAUGGUGUGAUCAAAAACACUUUACACAGCAUAUUGAAUGCUCUCUCUGGUUUUCAUCACAAGCUCCCACCAAUGACACUCGAAGAGCAUCAAUUCAAAGACGGACAAUGGAAGACCAACUUAGUGACUUUAGCACCAAUUUCAGAUCAAAAGUUGUCGGAAGGAACACCGGAAAACUUGCGGGAGAGUAUCAAAUAUCUUCUAAGCUCUCCGGCAAUCGCGUCGCAAACAGAUCAGCCUAUCGUGCGGAAUAUGAUUGUGCAAAGCGUGAAAAAUAGUUUUACCAACGAUGGAGAUGAUAAAAUGGAUUCGAUAAUUCAUGCACUAAAUGAUGUUCUCCAGAUGUUAAAAAAUUCAAAAGAUAUUAAUGCAUUAGAAAAAAGCAAUGAAGUUAUUAGUGACGAAGAAGAUACGGACAUGACUUUCUCACAAGAAAUUCCAACAAAUAAUUAUGAAAUAGGAAAAAGUGUUGAUAAUUCAACAUUAAAUAACAAACAGAAUCUCGACAUCAAAGAAGAUAAAAUGGACAAUAAGAAAAUGCAGAUCACAGACUAUCAGAAAGCUAAGACAUUAGAAAACAACGCAAAUAUAUUAACUACUUCUGAAUUUCCGCAUUUAUUACAAUUAUCUGGAGAAGAAGAAGAAACAACGAAUAAAGUCAUUGCUAAAAUAAAUGAAAAUAUUAAAGAUUUUGGACAAAUAAAGAAGAUAGAUGUGCAAGAUAAUGCAGAAAAGAAAUUAGUUGAACCACUGCAACCUAAAAUAACUUAUCACAAAGCAAUUUUACAAAAUAAUCCUAGCAUAUUAGAGACUCUUAAACCAGAUUCAACAAAAGCUGAACAAUACAUAAAAAGCCAUCGCAUCGAUGAAGAAAGUGUUAAAGAUACAGCAACAAUAAAAAAUUUUAUACAAGAAACUUCACCUAAUUACGCACAAAUAUCAGAUGGCAUAAUUUUAGAAAAUACGGCAAGUACUAAGGACAUUGAAGAGGAAGUAAAACAUGCAUUAAAUGAAAAAACAUCGACCACUUCAACUGAGAUUGAUCCAUUAAUAAUAUUAGAAAGAAUUAAGUUUAAUUUGCCACCAACAAAGUAUUAUUCGCCAGAGACUUUAAAAUAUGGGACAAAUCAUCGUAUUGAUGAUAAAAAUGUUGAAAUUAUGACAGCAUCCAAAAACUUUAUGCAAGAAACUUCAUCCAAUUAUGCACAGGUGUCGGAUGGUGUGAUUUUAGAAAAUACAGCUGAAAUUAAAGAUGACGGAAAAAUGGAAUAUCCAUUAACUACUACAUCUGGUAAUUUAAUUUCAUCCACAAAUGUAGAACAUAGAGAUUAUAAACCCAACAUUAUUUCAACAGGAAAUGUUUUAGAAUCGCAACAGAAUUCACAGCAGAAUUUCACCGAUGAUAACAUUAUUAAAAUCCACGAAGUUACUACGGAGAUUCAACGAACUUAUGCAAAAACUACGUACUUCAAAGCAGGGCUUUCGAGUGACGAUAGCUCAAGAAUUAGUUCGCCCUCGUUAACUUGUGAAACUACAGACAUACGUGUAAAUAACAACGAUAAUGGUGAUAGCGAUAACGAUAACAACAAUAUAAUUGGCAACAAAAUAAAUAAUAUUGAUAAUGUCAUAAAAGCGAAGGAAAUAAUUGUUUCUUCUUCCAAAUCAGCUGCUAAAAAUGAUAUCGAUCUUCCUCAGCUAUUUCCUUCGUCAAUUGUUCCCGAUGAUAUCUCGGAACUUCAGAGAUCGCAACUUUAUUACACCAGUGACGGCAUGAAAUUACCGCUGGAGAUAAAAAAAUUAGAAGAUGGUUCUUACGCAUUAUCGAUCUCCAAAAAUAUAUGCGAGCAGAUUCUAACAAGAAAAUGUCCCUGCUGUGUGCCGCUGCAAGGAUACGUAGUUCAAUCAUUAAAAAAUCAUCAACAAGAAGAUAUGCAUGCGAUGACUUUAACGACUACGGAAAAGAAAAAUCAAGAAGAUACGUAUGUAAAUAACAUUAAAAGAGAUAGUCAAUCGGUUCAACCAUUUAAUACAUUGAUAACGAGGAGAAGCGCCUUGAAGACGCAAAAAUCAAAAGAAGAAGAAAAGAUAAACGCACACCAUCCAUUGAAUCAAAAUGACAAUAAUCUAGCAAUCAUUUCGAUGCCCGUCAUUGAUUUCGCAAAAAAAUACAAUCUAUUGCUCGAUUUCAAUGAAAAAAGAAUACUAUUUAACGAAGUCGGAUUGCAAAACAAAAUGCAAAGUUAUGAUAAGUUAUUAAUGAAAUCAGGAACAGUAUCUGAAUACGAUCAGUCAGAGGAAACAAAUCUCAAUAAUUAUCCUAAUAAUGAGAAAAAUAGAUUAGUGGGUGAAAAUAAUGACGCAAUUGAUAAAGUUCAAGAUUUGAUAAAUGUUCGCGAAAAAAAGGAUAUUCCGAAUAUAAAUUCCCCGAUACUUCCAAUUACUAACAAAAUUUUUAACUUGGGAAAGAAUUCUGAAGAAUUUGAAAUACGAAAGGUAAAUGCAGAAAUAAAUCGAUUGGAAAUAGGUCAAGGUUCAAAAUUACGUGAAACCGCAAACGAUGUUCAAAAAAUAAAUCUUGUACAGAAGAUAAAUUUCGAAGAUCGAGAAAAAACCAAUCCUGUUCUUGAAGAAAUUAAUAUUUCCGGAAGGUCAAAAAUAAGCAAAGAAGAAAUGAAAUGGAACAAAUUAUCGGACAUUGCAGAAGGAAAUACUAAUAAGGUUUUCCGCAAAAAGGAAAAUAAGGAGCAUGAAGCAACGGUAUUGACCGACAAUAAAUAUAACGUUCCAGAAAUUAAAAAUUUUAAAGAAAAUAUUGGAAAGUCGUCUAGAUAUCAACGAAAUACAAAUGACGUUGCAAAUAAAGGAACAGAAUUAGUAAAAUCUGUGCUUUAUUGGCUCAAAGGUCUUUUCGUAAAUAAGCAGUAAAUAGUAAAGAAUGACCUUUAAUAUAUGUA